AUGCUUGCUGCCAUAUCCGAAGGUGAUGCGGGUCCCUCGUGGACAGAGAUAUUUGAGAGCCGGUUUGGGCCUCGUUGGGAUGGCAUUCAGUCGGCGCUCGAUCAGGUCGUGGGACCAGUUAUGUUUAAUGUAUAUAUUCAGCCUCCUCCCGCUGGCUCGGCGAUAAUCUCCUGUCAUUCCAAUGAUGGCUCAGAGGAAAGGUUUGAGAUUGAACCGGUACGUCUCCUAACCCACUCAUCUCUUGCAAAUGAGCCAUCCUCCGUCGAUGGUAUCUGGGAGUUCUAUGAGUUUGGUGUUGCGCGGAAAUACAUGUAG
Messenger RNA from Penicillium canescens, 315 nucleotides. RefSeq lists its product as uncharacterized. The record is from RefSeq and is a predicted model, not a curated record. The coding region runs from base 1 to 315 and encodes 104 amino acids. The transcript is spliced from 2 exons. Lineage: Eukaryota; Fungi; Ascomycota; Eurotiomycetes; Eurotiales; Aspergillaceae.